UUGGUCCGGACUCGGGCUGCAGAGUUGGUGGAAAGUGACAAGUUGAGGGAGGCUGAGAGCCAGGGAGCGAGCGCGAGGAGCAGCAGGAGGAGCCGCCGCCGCGGCCACGGAGGGAGGGAGCCCGGCACCGCAGCCGUGUGCGCGGGGCUUGCUCAUCUGAGUCCUCGCAGGGCAGACUCGGCCUCCGCCGGUGAGACGCGGACCGUCCAGGACUGACCGGCCGGCCGCGGCGAGACUGCAGCCGGAGAGCUGGGGAGGGACCGCGCUUUUGGGGUCCAGAGGCUGCAGGGCGGAGGCGGCGGCGAGGGAGCAGGUUCGAGGGACAAAGAACAUUGCCGACGGGACCCCCCUUCCCCCCGACAUCCUGCGUGGAGAGCAGCCGGGACGAGGUGGCCGGGACCCCGGGCAGAGCCCGUGGAUGUUCUGCGCGCGGCCCGGGAGCCGCCAGAGGAGGAGGAAUGCACCGGCCGCGCCGCCGCGGGGCGCACCCGCCGCUCCUGGCGCUGCUGCUGGCCGCGCUGCUGCUGGCGGCGCGCGGGGCUGCUGCCCAAGAAACAGAGUUGUCAGUCACUGCUGAGUUAGUGCCUACCUCAUCAUGGAACAUUUCGAGUGAACUCGACAAAGAUUCUUACCUGACCCUGGAUGAACCCAUGAAUAACAUCACCACGUCGCUGGGGCAGACGGCUGAGCUGCACUGCAAAGUCUCUGGGAACCCGCCUCCCACCAUCCGCUGGUUCAAAAACGACGCGCCUGUGGUCCAGGAGCCCCGCAGGAUUUCCUUUCGGGCCACCAACUACGGCUCCCGGCUGCGAAUCCGAAACCUGGACACCACCGACACGGGCUACUUCCAGUGCGUGGCGACCAAUGGCAAGAAGGUGGUUUCCACCACCGGAGUCUUGUUUGUCAAGUUUGGCCCCCCUCCCACCGCAAGUCCGGGAUCCUCAGAUGAAUAUGAAGAAGAUGGAUUCUGUCAACCAUACAGAGGGAUUGCAUGUGCAAGAUUUAUUGGCAACCGCACUGUCUAUAUGGAGUCCUUGCACAUGCAAGGGGAAAUAGAAAAUCAGAUCACAGCUGCCUUCACCAUGAUCGGCACCUCCAGCCACUUAUCUGAUAAGUGUUCCCAGUUCGCCAUUCCUUCCCUGUGCCACUACGCCUUCCCUUACUGUGACGAGACGUCUUCCAUCCCCAAGCCCCGUGACUUGUGCCGCGAUGAAUGUGAAAUCCUGGAAAACGUCCUGUGUCAAACAGAGUACAUUUUUGCAAGAUCGAAUCCCAUGAUUCUGAUGAGGCUGAAGCUGCCAAACUGUGAAGAUCUCCCCCAGCCAGAGAGCCCUGAAGCUGCCAACUGCAUCCGGAUUGGAAUUCCCAUGGCGGAUCCUAUCAAUAAAAAUCACAAGUGCUAUAACAGCACGGGCGUGGACUACCGGGGGACCGUGAGCAUCACCAAGUCCGGGCGCCAGUGCCAGCCGUGGAACUCCCAGUACCCCCACACCCACACCUUCACCGCCCUCCGCUUCCCAGAGCUGAACGGAGGGCAUUCCUACUGCCGCAAUCCCGGGAACCAGAAGGAGGCUCCCUGGUGCUUCACCUUGGAUGAAAACUUUAAGUCCGACCUGUGUGACAUCCCAGCAUGUGAUUCGAAGGACUCCAAGGAAAAGAACAAGAUGGAGAUCCUGUACAUCCUGGUGCCCAGCGUGGCCAUCCCGCUGGCCAUCGCCUUGCUCUUCUUCUUCAUCUGCGUCUGCCGCAACAGCCAGAAGUCCUCGUCGCCGCCCGUGCAGCGGCAGCCCAAGCACGUCCGCGGCCAGAACGUGGAGAUGUCCAUGCUGAACGCGUACAAGCCCAAGAGCAAGGCUAAGGAACUGCCACUUUCUGCUGUACGUUUUAUGGAAGAAUUGGGCGAAUGUGCCUUUGGAAAGAUCUAUAAGGGCCAUCUCUAUCUCCCAGGCAUGGACCAUGCUCAGUUGGUUGCUAUAAAGACCUUAAAAGACUAUAACAACCCCCAGCAAUGGACAGACUUUCAGCAGGAGGCCUCCCUGAUGGCCGAACUCCACCACCCCAAUAUUGUCUGCCUUCUAGGUGCUGUCACUCAGGAGCAACCUGUGUGCAUGCUUUUCGAGUAUAUGAAUCAGGGGGAUCUCCACGAGUUCCUCAUCAUGCGGUCCCCACAUUCUGAUGUUGGCUGUAGCAGUGAUGAAGAUGGGACUGUGAAAUCCAGCCUGGAUCACGGAGAUUUUCUGCACAUCGCCAUUCAGAUCGCAGCCGGCAUGGAAUAUCUGUCCAGUCAUUUCUUUGUCCACAAGGACCUCGCAGCUCGCAAUAUUUUAAUCGGAGAGCAGCUUCACGUAAAGAUUUCAGACCUCGGGCUUUCCAGAGAGAUAUACUCCGCUGAUUACUACAGGGUGCAGAGCAAAUCUUUGCUGCCCAUUCGCUGGAUGCCCCCCGAAGCCAUUCUGUAUGGCAAAUUCUCUUCUGAUUCCGAUAUCUGGUCUUUUGGGGUCGUCUUGUGGGAGAUUUUCAGCUUUGGACUCCAGCCCUAUUAUGGAUUUAGUAACCAGGAAGUGAUCGAAAUGGUGAGAAAACGUCAGCUGUUACCCUGCUCCGAAGACUGCCCACCCAGAAUGUACAGCCUCAUGACAGAAUGCUGGAACGAGAUUCCUUCUAGGAGACCAAGAUUUAAAGAUAUUCACGUCCGGCUUCGGUCCUGGGAGGGACUCUCCAGUCACACCAGCUCCACGACUCCUUCUGGAGGAAAUGCCACCACGCAGACCACCUCCCUUAGUGCCAGCCCAGUGAGUAAUCUCAGUAACCCCAGAUAUCCCAAUUAUAUGUUCCCAGGCCAGGGUAUUACACCACAGGGCCAGAUUGCUGGUUUCAUUGGCCCACCAAUACCUCAGAACCAGAGAUUCAUCCCCAUCAAUGGAUACCCAAUACCUCCUGGAUAUGCAGCAUUUCCAGCUGCCCACUUCCAGCCAGCAGGCCCUCCCAGAGUGAUUCAGCACUGCCCACCCCCCAAGAGCCGGUCGCCAAGCAGUGCCAGUGGAUCAACGAGCACGGGCCACGUGACCAGCUUGCCCUCAUCAGGAUCCAAUCAGGAAGCCAAUAUUCCUUUACUGCCCCACAUGUCAAUUCCAAAUCAUCCCGGUGGAAUGGGUAUCACCGUUUUUGGCAACAAAUCUCAAAAACCCUACAAAAUAGACUCCAAGCAACCAUCUUUGCUAGGAGACUCCAAUAUUCAUGGACACACCGAAUCUAUGAUUUCUGCAGAAUUAUGAAAUGCACAGCUUGUUGUAAAUGUGGUACACAGGAGAAACUAGAAAGUCCCAGAAAAGAUUUAUAUUCAAAUGUUUUUUUUGUUUUUGUUUUUAUUAAAGUAAGGUUCUCAAUUCAGCAGAUAUUGCAACAAGUACCUUCUGUGAAGUUUAAGUUGUGUCUUACCAAGCAGGGCAGACACCAGCUGGAAAGAAACGUUGUGGGAUGAAGGCCUCAUCAGGAUGUGUGUCAUGGCAUUGGGAUUCCACGUACUGAAACCUGCAAACUAGCGAAGAGGGAAAGACCCUUGCGAUUAAGCAUCAAACCAAAAAGGAAAGUCAAAUGGUGCUUUGUGUAUUUCACUUUCAGUCACCAUGACUGGUCUCUCCCCAAAAUGUAUAUACCGUAGCAUUUGUCUACCUGCUGUCUUUUCUUCAGGACCUAUGUUCAGGAAUUAUGUUGGUUCAGUUUAAAUUCUGUGCAUCUUUUUUACGGAAGUGAUGUUCAGAAUCAAUGAGGAAGCCUUAGGCCAAAUCUGAAAUCCCAGAUGGAAAUGAGCCAUAAGACAAGUGUAAGUUCCCCGGAAGCCUUCUACGCAGCGGGGCUUCUUGGGGGAAGGUGUAGAGAGUGUGGCUCUUUGUGAAUCUCCUCUGCUGAUCAUGAAGGCCUUUUCUACAUUUUCUUUUUCCACAGUUUACACAGCCCUUGAAAUGAUAUAUGGCAUCCAACGAUAAGAAGGCUAGAUGUGGAUGUUGGAAUUGAUUAUUGGUUGAUAGUGAUAGUUUAUUUUAUUGCAUUAGAAAUGAGGCACCAAAGGAGGCAGGCAGGAAAAUUGCCCCUUGACCUAGAUCAGCAUCCAUGGGAGAGGAACAAGGGUUCCCAUGGGGACAGCCUUGUGGGAGUUUCCCUGGACCAAUACAUUGACGAAUAGAGGUGUGGCUGCAGAUCAGCACAUCAACGCUUGCAACUUCCCGUCUUUGAGUUGUUCAGUGGACUCUGGGGAAGUAGGAAACUCUAUGAUACAAUAUCUAGAUAAUUUAAAGUUUCUCACUUUUAUUUUUUAUUUUUUCCUGAUCUGGAAGUAGUCACAUUUUUUAUCUCAGCACCAAGAGUUGCAACAAUUUAUUCAUAGGAUUAGUUGGCAGAGCAUUAGGACAAAUACUAUGAAUUCUAUUUUGUAAAAUAUUACAGUUGGUUUGUUUUUUUUUAAAAGCAAGUACUGAGUUCUCACUUCAAAGAUACCAUGAACUGAAUUUUUUAAACUAAUAGGAGCAACAUGAUUAUUUUUGCCUUAGUUAGAGGGCGGUAUCCAAUGUGCAUCUCAUGCCAUUUACCUGCUAGCCAUCUUUUGCCAUGUUUAGAAUUCCUAUAGAUGGGUUUCAAGUUCUAUGUAGAAAGGAAUGUUAUGGUUGAUUUUUCUCUUGUUAAAAAAUAGCUCCUUUAUUCUAAGAACAAUGUCUCCAAGUCUUUUUUUUAUUUUAUUUUACAGCUAAAGAGACUCUUAAAGAGACUUUCCAGAUAUAGAGUAAUUCCUGGAAAAGAUAUCUGAUGAGGAGAAUGUAAGAGAAUUAGAAGCACAUUGAUGUUCAAUUU
This is a messenger RNA of Pipistrellus kuhlii (Kuhl's pipistrelle), 4845 nucleotides long. RefSeq names its product receptor tyrosine kinase like orphan receptor 1 (gene ROR1). The transcript is spliced from 9 exons. Bases 459 to 3275 code for a protein of 938 amino acids. NCBI's taxonomy places the organism in Eukaryota, Metazoa, Chordata, Mammalia, Chiroptera, Vespertilionidae. The record is from RefSeq and is a predicted model, not a curated record. Gene Ontology annotation, cellular component: signaling receptor complex. Gene Ontology annotation, biological process: positive regulation of kinase activity; positive regulation of canonical NF-kappaB signal transduction; cell surface receptor protein tyrosine kinase signaling pathway. Gene Ontology annotation, molecular function: protein kinase activity; protein binding; ATP binding.